Messenger RNA from Microthlaspi erraticum, 327 nucleotides. The record is from the annotation of a GenBank genome assembly. Lineage: Eukaryota; Viridiplantae; Streptophyta; Magnoliopsida; Brassicales; Brassicaceae.
AUGCUUUUGGAAACCGUGUGCUGCAAGAAAGCCGUCGAUCUUAAGGAAAAUGUGAUUCUCAUUGACUGGGCAUACGAUUGUUUCCGAGAAAAGAGGUUGGACGAUCUGAUCGAAGACGAUUUAGAGGCAAUUGACGAUAUGGAAACGGUGGAGAGAUAUGUGAAGAUAGCGAUAUGGUGUAUACAAGAAGAACUAGAAAUGAGACCUAACAUGAGAACUGUUACGCAGAUGCUUGAAGGUGUGGCUCAAGUUCAUGAUCCUCCAAACCCUUCUCCUUAUAGCACCAUCUCUUGUGAUGAGUAUCUGUCAUGUGCUCCAGUGUCAUGA